ACUUGCACGUCAGGCCGUUACCUUCUUCAUCUCACCCGCGCGCGCUCGCACCCAAAGGGCCGGGUUUUCUAUCAAACAUAGAGAAGGCAGGAAGGCGGACGAAGAGCGGGAGAUGGCAGCCACGUUGAGACCGGCGAUCCUUCGCCACAUCCGAAUCCCCGUCCAAACCCUAGCUCGAUCGAGGCGUCUCCCAUGCCUCGAUCCACUCCCGGCCUCGAUGAUCCGAUCCAUGUCCUCCCAUGGCGACGACCAUCUCACCAGGGAGGAGGUCGUCGAGCGGGUCCUCGACGUCGUCAAGAGCUUCCCCAAGGUCGAUCCUUCCAUGGUGACGCCUGACGUCCAUUUCCAGAAGGAUUUGGGCCUGGAUAGCUUGGAUAAUGUGGAGAUCGUGAUGGCGUUGGAGGAGGAAUUCAAGCUGGAGAUACCGGACAAGGAGGCGGACAAGAUCGAUUCGUGUAGCCUGGCCAUUGAGUACGUCUCUAAUCAUCCCAUGGCGGUUUAAUUUGGAGGAAAACUGGGGAAGAAGUUUAAAUAUUAUCCGUGAUUGUGAGACUCAAGGGAUCAUGAUGGGCCCUGUUGAAUGGAUGGUUUAGACUGCAUAGAUGAGACGAUAACCCCAUCGCCAGAAUUAUGCAAAGAUCCGAGCAAAAUAAUUGCGGAUGAUGGAAAUCUGUACCCAAAGCUCCUAUCAAGAGAUAUAUACCGUAUUAUACUGCAUACAGAGAGGUUGUUUUUGUGAACCACAUCCAUAUGAUAACGGAAGUAAUCUUAUUAUUGGUGUA
Messenger RNA from Phoenix dactylifera (date palm), 782 nucleotides. RefSeq names its product acyl carrier protein 1, mitochondrial-like. NCBI's taxonomy places the organism in Eukaryota, Viridiplantae, Streptophyta, Magnoliopsida, Arecales, Arecaceae. Gene Ontology annotation, biological process: fatty acid biosynthetic process. The record is from RefSeq and is a predicted model, not a curated record. Gene Ontology annotation, cellular component: mitochondrion. Gene Ontology annotation, molecular function: acyl binding; acyl carrier activity.